AUGACUAGUCUUAAGUCCCCGGUAUCUAUGGAAGACGUUCAAAGGACACCCAACUGGGAGGACGGCAUCUCUCCUCUCAUCAAAGCGCCCUACUGGGUGACCAAGAAUCCCGAUGUAAUAGGUCAAAGGUGGAUAAACGAAAUGCUUUACUGGGGCAAAUGGGACCUUUCCAACUAUGACGACGUCAGGAAAAGGGCACUUGGUAUCUACAGACAUCUUCGCUCUAAGUCAAUGCCCGUAACUCGAAACCCAGAUCAUUAUUGGCCAGAGAGUGCUCUCGAGACAUUUCGCAUGUGGGCAAACAAUGGUUUCCCGCGAGACUCCGACUGUCAGCCUACAAAGACCUCUGUCCAAGUCAUCCCUGAGCCAAAUGACCCGCCGAUAACCUUCAGAGUGAGGAAAGACAUCAUGAGCCUGAGCCGCGAGGAACUCGUGGUUUACCAGGCCAAGCUAGACGACAUUCUCGGCGCUCGGGAACUAGGGUCUAAAUGGCAGGACUUGGGACUUCUUCAUGCAUACUGGUGUCUUCACUAUCAAGAAGCCACGUUCCUUUGGCAUCGAGCUUAUCUGCGAUAUGUGGAAGAAUUGAUCGACUUCCCUAUUCCUUAUUGGAAUGGAUAUGCGAAAGAAGCUGCAUGUGCAACAUCCAAGUUCGCUGGAAUUCCUCCAAUGUUCCUUGAGCAGACCUAUCAACACCCGGGAGGCGAAACCAGACCGAAUCCGCUUCGCUUUGCCAAAGCCUUGGACGGAAAGUCAAAAGAUGGACCGGGUAAUUUUAGUACCGUGACGCGGAAUCCAAUAUUGACGCAAGGCCCAACAGCUCCUGGUUGGAAAGAAAAAAUUGAACUAUUCAAAAUUUACCAUGAGCAAAUAUCCCAUGCCCUGCAGCAAUCAACCUAUACAACAUCAGAAUCAGCUCAGCACUUCGGAAAACCGUGGGCAAAUAUUGUUGAUUUCAGCGACAAGCAGCCUGAUGAAGACUAUCCGUUUCGUUUCGACUUCGAUGGUCUGUUUGAGCAAGUUCACGACAACUUUCAUGGCUGGGUUGGCAACGACAUGGCCGACAACACUUAUACUGCUUUCGACCCCAUCUUCUUAUCCUAUCACGCCAACAUGGAUCGACUGGCCGGUGUUUUCAUGGACGCAAACCCAGAGAACCAAUUCACUUCUCGGUUUCCACUGCAGCCUUUUAUCAACAAUGGGACCAGCGUCAACUAUGAUGACACGCGCCGCUGGCACUAUACCACUAUUGGUGAUAUGGCCAAAGACACACGUGCAUUAGGCUACAUCGCUGGCUUUAGUUUCUUCGAACCAAGUUCUAGAUGUACGGCAUACCGAGACUUCAUCCUCCCGCAACUAUGUCAGCUCCUCACCCCAAUUACUCGCCCGCGUUUGGGCAUCUCGGUUCUAGAGAUUGGACCUGGACCGCGGAGCGUGCUUGAAGAUCUGCCCCAUGAUAUGAAGCGAAAGAUCAAACGGUACACUGCUUUUGAGCCAAACAGUCUGUUUGCUUCGAGAUUAGAAGCAGGCCUUCUAUCAACUGAGGAGGCUGCCCUGCCAUGUCUUGAGACGGGCCCCGACAUUAGGAAGGCUCCAUUCGAUCCUGAGAAUUCAGUCAAGGCCCUGGGAGACGAUAAGUUUGAUAUCGUUCUGUUUUGUCACAGCAUGUACGGCAUGACCCCUAAAGAGGACUAUAUCUGUGCCGCACUUGGUCUUCUCGACGAACACACAGCAAACAGCAGAGCCAUACUUUUCCAUAGAGAUGGCCCGCUCGGCCUGGCUAGUCCGGUCCCUCAUCUAACCUCCAACUUCCCGACCGGUAAAGUUCGCGUAGCAGACACCAAUGAUUCGCUCGACUCUUUCGCCUCAUUCAUUGCAGGCUUUGUACCAAAGUCUGACAAAGUUCUACAAGAAUGGCGGGAAAAUUGCCGCGCAGUCGGCCGCCGCGACAUUGAGGACCUCGUCUUCGCUGCGCCUGAUAUCAUGAUGACCUUCUCGCGACACUCGACCGCGCUACCAGAAUUGACUUCACAGUUGCCGAGAACUGCUGGGGACGUGCAUGUCAAGAACCGGGAAGCUCGUCUCUAUUGUCCCGCCUCUAUGAUCAGACCAGGACACAUUCAUCAAGUUCAGGAGUGUGUUCGAUGGGCUUUGGAGCACCGAACUGCGUUGACAGUCGUGGGUGGUGGACACAGCGGUCAUUGCGUCUGGCCUCAAACUGUCGCCAUUGACAUGAGCGCCUUCGAUCAUGUCCAUGUUGUUACAGGGGAAGCCGGACGCUUGGUCAUGGCCGGUGCCGGUAGCAAGACGGGAGACAUCAUCCGCGAGACCAUGGCAAAGGGGCUCACUGUGCCUCUGGGGUCUCGGCCAAGUGUUGGAGCAGGCUUGUGGCUUCAGGGCGGCAUCGGACAUCUGUCCAGGCUUCACGGGCUCGCUUGUGACGCUAUUGUCGGUGCGCUUGUCGUCAGCGUCAACUCGGCAAAGAUUCUAUGCAUCGGUCAUGUACCUGCGCAACACCAGCCAAUCGGUGCCAUACGCCCAGAGAACGAGGAAGAACUGCUAUGGGCUAUCAAAGGAGCGGGAACCAACUUUGGGAUCGUCAUUAGCGUUGUUUUUGCGGCACAGCCGGCCCCAGCGUUCUUGGUCAGGAACUGGGUCAUACCGCUGCGUGACGGCGAUGAGGCGCAACGCAAGCUUGCCGAGUUUGACCGGGAUAUUGCCAGUCAACUUUCUCGGCAUAAUUCUGCUGACGCUUAUCUAUACUGGGACACUGGAAAACUCCAUCUCGGCGUUACCAUGUACGAAGCUUCGACUGCUGGGGAAGUGCCUAGAACACCCAUGCCUAUCCCCACACCCGUGGCCACGAUUCUGGGUCCGGAGCACAACAGCAAGAUCGUUGACAGCGUCAGCCUCUUUGAGACUGAGAUGUACAUGUCAGGUAUGCACGGCGGUCACGCUGGAGGCAAGACAUCUUCGUUCAAACGCUGCCUAUUCCUCAAGGAUAUCGGAAGUGCCAUGGUUGCAAGCGCGUUAGCAUCAGCCGUCCGGACUCGCCCCUCUCCGCUCAGUUACCUUCACCUCCUCCAAGGCGGCGGAGCAAUCCGUGACGUGCCGGUAUCAGCCACCGCCUUCGGCUGCCGUGACUAG
Colletotrichum tamarilloi is the source of this 3147-nucleotide messenger RNA. RefSeq lists its product as uncharacterized. Bases 1 to 3147 code for a protein of 1048 amino acids. Gene Ontology annotation, molecular function: FAD binding; oxidoreductase activity. The record is from RefSeq and is a predicted model, not a curated record. NCBI's taxonomy places the organism in Eukaryota, Fungi, Ascomycota, Sordariomycetes, Glomerellales, Glomerellaceae. The transcript is spliced from 4 exons.